AAUGGUUUUAGCGUGGUAGCCGAAAAGCUGAAUUUUUUCAGAUUCAUAUCUCAUUUUCGUUCCGUCCAUAGGGGAGCUUUUUUUGCAAGACAGAGAACUACAUCCGUGCGCAAGCUACUACCAGAAUCGUGGGGAUUUCUUUGCCCCGUUCACACUCCCGAUGGUGAACCUUGUGGGUUGCUCACUCAUUUAAGCUCAUUGUGCAAAAUUUCCACUGACCUCGAUCAAAAUAAUCAUCCCAAGGACCCCAAGGUUAUUCAUCGAACUAUUGCUACGGUGUUGGCUCAACUCGGCAUGGUUUCGAUUUCACCUUUAUUGGCGUUGUCAGGCCCUCCCAAGUAUCUGGCGGUUCUCCUUGACGGGUGUGUACUCGGUUAUAUGCCGGUUGGAAACAUACCUCAAACCGUUUCUCACUUACGAAGUUUGAAAGUGACCAAGGGUUCUCAGGUCCCUAUCGAUCUAGAGAUUGGAUAUGUUCCUUGCACGUAUGCUGGGGCUUACCCUGGCUUGUUUCUGUACACGACGCCAUCACGGUUUCUUCGCCCAGUGAAGCAACUUGAUACAGGAGCUAUUGAACUUAUCUCUGCCUUCGAACAGGCAUACAUGGAAAUUGCAUGCCCCGACGGAGGAAAUUGCGGUCGAACACCUUCAGCUCCACCAGCAACUCACAUUGAACUGCAUCCGACGGCUAUGUUGAGUGUGGUUGCAAGCUUAACACCUUGGUCGGAUCACAAUCAAAGUCCUCGAAAUAUGUACCAGUGCCAGAUGGGAAAACAAACGCUAGGCUUUGCUUCACAGGCUUUGAAGUUUAGAACGGAUCACAAAAUGUACAAUCUUCAGAACCCUCAGUCUCCUGUUGCGCGCAACGUUAAUUACAAAAAGUACAACAUGGACGAAUUUCCACUUGGCACCAACGCUGUUGUUGCAGUGUUAGCGUACACAGGUUUUGACAUGGAAGAUGCUAUGAUUAUGAACAAAUCAUCGAUGGAGAGAGGUUUAGCACAUGGACAAAUCUAUAAGACCGAGCAUGUCGAUUUAAGUUUGCUGCAAAAAAAAUCUGAUGGAAUUGUGAACCUCUUUUCAAGACCAACUGGGAAGAGAAAUAUACAUAAUUUUCUUGACGUGGACGGUCUUCCACACAUUGGCCAGACUAUGCAUAAUGGAGAUCCUUAUUGCAGUGUUUUGAAUACAAUGACUGGUGAUGCGAAGCUACAUAAGCUUAAAGCUGCAGAAAAUGUCGUCAUAGAUUCCGUCAUCGCCAUCGGGCAUGGCAGAGACCCACUUCAAAAGAUCGCUGUGAAGUUUCGCCAUGAUCGAAACCCGGUUAUUGGUGACAAGUUCAGCAGUCGCCAUGGACAGAAAGGAAUUCUGUCACAGUUGUGGCCAGAUAUUGACAUGCCAUUUUCGGCUGUCACCGGGAUGCGUCCUGAUAUUAUUAUCAAUCCCCACGCAUUCCCGUCUCGUAUGACGAUCGGUAUGCUUAUGGAGUCUAUGGCUGCCAAGGCCGGCGUUCUUCGAGGCGAGUACGUGGAUUCGACUCCCUUUAGAAGCAGCUCAGCAGCUUUAGAGGCAAAAGAUGGUAAAACAGGAAGCGGCUACAAGGGUAAAGAUAAGCAUUAUCCCGCGAUUAGUGAGUUUGGGGAGCAGCUGGCACAGCACGGUUUCAAUUACCAUGGCACUGAGGUUAUGUACAGCGGUUUGCUAGGAACGGAACUCACCUGUGAGAUCUUCAUCGGUGUUGUGUAUUAUCAGCGACUGCGACAUAUGGUUUCGGACAAGUUUCAGGUCCGCUCACUGGGUGCUAUCAAUCCCGUCACUAGACAGCCAGUAGGUGGUCGCAAGCUCGGUGGAGGCAUACGUUUUGGAGAGAUGGAGCGUGACUCGCUACUUGCACACGGUGCAGCGUAUUUACUACACGAUCGAUUGCACACAUCCUCCGACUACCACGUUGGAGACGUGUGCACCACUUGCGGGAGUCUGCUGUCAACUCUGAUGGUACCCUCAAAGCAGCCCGCCGUCGGUGCUCGGAACAAACCCAAGAAGGCUACCUGCAAAGUCUGCCAGUCGAAUGCUGGAGUCGUCAAGGUUGCCAUGCCAUUCGUCUUCCGGUAUCUUGCAGCAGAAUUGGCAGCCAUGAACGUGAAGCUUACCCUCAAAGUUGCUUCAGCGUAAGGAAGGGACCACUGUACUUGGAGCAAAGGAUCUAGCAUGGUUUUUGGUCCUUGAAGGAGCGGACCCAGCCCUUUGCAGAGCAUCUCCAGCUCCACAUACGCUCCCUGCCGUCAUCCGGGCAUCCUCAAGCCUCACUGCAUCUCGAGAAGACAAGCCUUUAUCCAGGCAAGCGCUCCUUCGCUGGCUUGGCUCUUUUUCUUUGCUUGUUUUCCGUCAAUAUAUAUGGCGUUGGAACAAAGAGCCUUCCUUUAGAAGACAAGGCGAAGAAAUGCUAAGAACCGUUUUUCCU
Molecule: messenger RNA, 2461 nt
Organism: Selaginella moellendorffii
Lineage: Eukaryota; Viridiplantae; Streptophyta; Lycopodiopsida; Selaginellales; Selaginellaceae
Product: DNA-directed RNA polymerase I subunit 2
Exons: 14
Biological process (GO): DNA-templated transcription
Cellular component (GO): nucleus; RNA polymerase I complex
Molecular function (GO): DNA-directed RNA polymerase activity; ribonucleoside binding; DNA binding
Source: RefSeq, a predicted model, not a curated record